CACUCCUCCUCCUUCUUCUUUACGACAAUCUUCUUAAUCUCUCCUUCCAUUUUUCCUCUGUGUCCAUACAAGAUACACGAUGUCAGCAUCCGGUUCUACUCUCCAAAAAAAGGAGAAAAAGGGGGCAAGAUUUCCUCCAAAGAGGGGUCAAGUGAAAGAAAAAAUUUUUGAGAGAUUGUGCAAGACUGUCAUCUCCGUUUUCUCAAAGGCAAAAGAAUCCUCCAAGAGGGACCUUUUGCGCACCAUUCCCCAAGUCCAGCUGAAACAUGUGAUGAGGGAGAGCAACAUGGCAGCUGAUGCUAAUGCCAAGAAGGAAGCUUUAGCCCCUCAUGGGUUUUAUAUUUUGUUUGACUGUCCAUGUGAAUUUGUUUUGUAUGGCUGAUCUUGUAGGGGUUUACUACCCCAGAUAGUAAUGCUUUUGGUUAUAUUUCAUCUUCUUUACCCAAAAAAAAAAAAAAAAAAAGAACAAAGAAAAAAGAUCUGCCUAACCCAUGGUUUUUUUUUUUAUUUUUUUAUUUAAGAUGUUGUAUCUAGUAAUAGAGACCUCUUCAACUGUUCUUUGAAAAUUUUAGGGAGAAAAUGAUGUGUGUGGGAUAGGUUUUGUGUUUGUAUCUUUAUCCAUCUCAAAUGUUGGCUAUACAAUGAAUAAGAAUUUCAUGUUAUC
This is a messenger RNA of Rubroshorea leprosula, 664 nucleotides long. The record is from the annotation of a GenBank genome assembly. NCBI's taxonomy places the organism in Eukaryota, Viridiplantae, Streptophyta, Magnoliopsida, Malvales, Dipterocarpaceae.